This is a messenger RNA of Centropristis striata (black sea bass), 2153 nucleotides long. RefSeq names its product GRAM domain-containing protein 2B-like. Bases 54 to 1097 code for a protein of 347 amino acids. The transcript is spliced from 13 exons. Lineage: Eukaryota; Metazoa; Chordata; Actinopteri; Perciformes; Serranidae. The record is from RefSeq and is a predicted model, not a curated record.
AGAGAGAGAGAGAAAGUCUUUCACUGCAUGUGUGAAAGUGUGUGAGUGUGUGCAUGUGUGUAAGCUGGAAGUAUUUAUUUUCCAUAAUGAGUGAGAAAUGCAGGAGAUACUCUCUGGACAGCUCCAUCUGCCUGGACAGUGUUGGGCCUCUCGGUGGAAGAAGAGGCAGCAGCAGGUUCAGCACAAAAAAAUCCAGGCAGAGUCUGGACGAUGCCCGGCUGCAGAUCCAGGCGUUAAAUCGCAGCCUCAACGGCAAUGUGUCCCUCAAGGAGCAGCCUAUCGCAGAGGAGCAAAUCGAGCAGCCAGAUGGGCUCAUCAACACACAUAGCUUCCUGAAGCACAACAAAACCUUCCACAAACUAUUCCAAGAGAUUCCUGAGGGGGACAAUGUGACACACACCUUCACCUGUGCCUUGCAGAAGGAGGUGUUGUAUCAUGGGAAACUCUUUGCUUCUGAGAAAUAUGUGUGUUUCUAUUCAUCGGUGCUGCUCAAGGACACCAAGGUGGUGAUUCCUGCUUCCAGCAUCAAGGCGGUGAAGAAGCAUAACUCGGCUUUAUCCAUGCUGUCGAUUCAAACAGCUGAUGGAGAUAAGUACACGUUCGUCUCUUUGAGAAACCGUGAGAUGUGUUACAAACUCCUCCAGACUGUCUGUUCACAUGCAUGGGGGGGGAGUGUGAACAGCACCCCUCAUCUCUCUUCUGCAGAGAAUGAAGUCGAUCCUGACAUGGGCUCCAGUUACUCCAGCUUGGAGGACAGUGUAGAUCAUGAUCUGAGCAGACGGAGCAGCAGUUAUCUUGACAACAGCUUCCUUGUGUCCAGUGAAGCUCCUACAAGACGCAAUUCCACUCGUCAAAACAGCUUAGCAGACGAAGACGUCCCGGGUUUCUCUGUAUCGUGGAUUUGGAGGAUCACUGAGAGGGUCUCACCGCACCUCAUCCUCAGAGAAUUAAUGAAUCUCAGCAUGAUGUUCUACCUCUACAUUAUGCUGAUGAUGUUGCUCCUGUUGGCGUCUGGUUACAUUGGACUGAGGAUCAUAGCGCUGGAGGAACAGCUGACUGAAUUGACUUUACACCAAACAGAGUGCCAACAAACGUAGCCAGUGGCAGGGGACUGUGACAACAAAUCCUUGUAGGAACUCAUGCAGCGCACCACUCUAUUAAGAUCCGGCUGUACAUUGAUCCCUGUCUAGACAGGCUCCCAAAAGCAUCUUAGCAGUAAGACUCAGUCCAUUUGACACUCAGUACAUCUUUCAGUUUAAUUUACAAUACCUUACACAAACAAGUUCGCUCACAGUGGAGAUUGGUCUCCUGUGUUAGAGCCGUGUCUACGCAGGAUGCAGGUCAGCAUAAGAUGCUUUUGGGACGUCUGAACCAGACCGCACUUGGUGAACUACACGAAUGACUGACUGCGUAGGCAGAGAAGCACCAGGACAACAUUUCUGUUCCGAGCACACUCUUUCUCUGCUGACAGAUCAAAUAUUGAAGUGAGUGUCUCCUGCACUGAGCCAUAUGGAGGCAGCCUGCUGAAGCCAUGUUUAUUUCCUGGCCGGAGAACAGCUGAGCUCAGCUUGCUGAGGUUGCUUUCUUGGCCAUUGUACAUGCACAAUGUAAUAAGCACUUAAUUUGUACUUGAUAUGAAAUAAUUUGUACGUUAUGAAAUAAGGGUUUACAUUGUGUAAGUAAACUGCUGGGGUCUACUGGCAUGUUUUCAGGGUAAUACUGUUAAUGACAAUAGUCAGCCAGCAGAGGGCAGUCACUCCCAUUAAACUUCACUGUUACAUGAAGCACCAAGGCAGGAUUUCACUUGCACUUUUUAGUGAAAAUGUAGGCAAUGAAAUUUCUUCAAAAUACAUAUGUUACUAAAGGUGUUUGUCUUUUAAUUAAAAUCAACAACGGUGGUAUUAAGUAAACAAAUGUGAAGUUUGCAAGUUAUGUUUAGGACUGACAAUUACAAAUUCAACCCAGUGAAGUUGGAAAAUAAUAUACAUUAUACUAAAUUACUACACUUCAAUACUGAAUAGAAUUAUACCAAUAGUGGUUUAAAAAUGUUUAAUAUUUGAAAGUUUACUGAAGAGCUGAUGCUGAAGUUUAAUGUUAGCUUAAACGGGUACAUUUAAAUAGUAGAAAUAGUUGGAAUAAUGGGAUUGGGUUUC